Mangifera indica (mango) is the source of this 1231-nucleotide messenger RNA. RefSeq names its product NAC domain-containing protein 83-like. Gene Ontology annotation, biological process: regulation of DNA-templated transcription. The record is from RefSeq and is a predicted model, not a curated record. The transcript has 3 exons. Gene Ontology annotation, molecular function: DNA binding. Bases 342 to 1076 code for a protein of 244 amino acids. NCBI's taxonomy places the organism in Eukaryota, Viridiplantae, Streptophyta, Magnoliopsida, Sapindales, Anacardiaceae.
CGUGCUGCCCAAUUCUAAAGUCAAGCAAAGAGUUUUUUGAGUCACAGAAGGAAGGAGUAUUUUUACAAAUCAGCGUUUGGAAUUACAUUGCUUUCACUCUAUAUAUAUGAACCACCUUUGCUUUCCCCCUUCGCCUAGCCCACCAAGAGCUCACACAAGUCUUCUUUGCCUUUUCUUACUAUUAAAUUACGCUUCUUUGAUCUGUCCUUCAUUAUUCUCUUUGUCACACAUACUUGUUUUUGCUUCUUCUUCUUCUGUCCCCUUAGCUCGACUUUGUUGUUGAGUCUUGAGACUGACCAGAUAAAUAUAUAUCUUUCCCUGAGUUUUUAAAGGAAUCGAAGAUGGAGAAACAAAACUUUGUUGUGCAUGGUGGGAUCAAGUUGCCUAUUGGGUACAGGUUUUAUCCCACAGACGAGGAGCUUGUUGUUCAUUACUUGAAGCGGAAGGUGUUUGGGAUGCCGUUGCCUGCUUCAGUUAUCAGGGAGCUUGAUGUUUUCCAGGCUGAUCCUUGGAGCUUGCCAGGUGAUUUGAAGGAGAAGAGGUUUUUCUUUAGCAAUAAUAGAGCUGGAAAUGCCAAGGAGAGCCAAUGUAAAAUAGCUGCUGGUUCUGGUUACUGGAAAUCCACUGGCAAAGACAAGCAGAUUAUGGAUUCUGAAAGUCAUAAGCAAGCUAUUGGGCUGAGGAAAACUUUAAGUUUUCGCCAGGGAAAGUCUGCCAAUCAGCAAUAUCAGAAUAAAACUCGAUGGUUGAUGCAUGAAUACCGCCUUUUAUGCCCUUCAACAAACCCCAACUCAACUCACCUGUUAAGUGAUUGGAAAGUGUACCGUAUAUUUCAAAGGAAGAGAAAACCUAAGAAGCAUGGAAGCAACAAAAAUCAGAAUACUGAGAUAAUUAAACCAAGCUGUCUUGAUUUUACUAUUGAACAUCAAUCUGAUUUAUUAGGUCCUCCUCAACCAUGCUCAUCAAGUUCAAGUGAAAUCACAGCUGACAUAUGUUCAGCAGUGUUAGAUCAAGAAGAAUCCAGUUGUUACACAAGUUUCUCUUCUUAUUAUUGCCUCAGUAAGAGCUCAAAUUAACCAGAUUUAAUUUGAUAGACUCAUUGUAUGGGAAUUUCCUGUAUUUUGCUCAACAAAUGAGAUGAAUGGGCAAAAAGAAUAUAGAGAGAAGGCAAGGCAUGAGAAUAAUUGACUGUUUUAAGAAAUUGUGGUUUGCAAGCAAAUCCAAUUAGCUA